Eurypyga helias (sunbittern) is the source of this 1070-nucleotide messenger RNA. RefSeq names its product erythrocyte membrane protein band 4.1 like 4A (gene EPB41L4A). The transcript is spliced from 11 exons. Gene Ontology annotation, cellular component: cytoskeleton. The record is from RefSeq and is a predicted model, not a curated record. The annotation marks the transcript as partial. Lineage: Eukaryota; Metazoa; Chordata; Aves; Eurypygiformes; Eurypygidae.
AUGGAUCAAGUUAGGAAAGCUAAAGCCCUGAUAGGAUUAAAUCUCUCCAGGGCAACAAUAAAAGGUAUGUUGGAGACAAAAGGAAGACGGGAGAAUGUGGGACCUCUCCAUAAGGAAACGGGAGACCUGGUUACCUGGAAUGUGGAGAAGACUGAGUGCAAAGUUCUUACACAGAAUUUUGUGUACAGGGGUCAAGUUCCUGCCGAGGCAGAAGUGAACUACUUAGGGGUGGCCAAAUCACUGGAAAUGUAUGGAGUUGAUCUUCACCCUGUUUAUGGUGAAAAUAAAUCUGAAUAUUUUUUAGGAUUAACACCCAUAGGAGUUGUUGUCUACAAGAAUAAAAAACAAGUAGGAAAAUACUUCUGGCCUAGAAUUACAAAAGUUCACUUCAAGGAAACGCAGUUUGAACUUAGAGUCCUUGGAAAAGAUUGCAACGAAACUUCCUUCUUUUUUGAAGCACGUAACAAGAUCACAUGCAAACAUCUCUGGAAAUGCUGUGUAGAACAUCAUACGUUUUUCAGAGUGCCAGAGAAUGAAUCAAACUCUCUGUCUAGAAAAUUCGGCAAGUUUGGAUCCAUAGGUUAUAAACAUCGGUACAGUGGCAGGACAUCUUUGCAGAUGACCAGAGACCCUUCCGUGCAGCUCCCGCGGCCUGACCAGUGCAUUGAACGAAGUCGCAGCAAGACUUAUCCCAAAAGAACACAACAGACAGGAUCUAAGAACAUGAGUCAGAUUACAACAAAUGGGGAAAAUGAAGGAACUACCAGAAUUAUUGCACCUUCCCCUGUGAAAAGCUUUAAAAAGAUGAAAAAUGAAAACAGUCCAGAAACCCAAAGAAGUAAAACAAGCGCACCGUGGGAGGAAAAUGGCCCACAGAGUGGACUGUAUAAUUCUCCCAGUGACCGCAAUAAAUCACCAAAGUUUCCUUACUCUCGGCGGCGGAACCCAUCGGGUGGCAGCGAGAAUGAGUCUGGGCAGCCAAUCCGGAGGAGAUCACGGUCUCGCUGUAACACCAGCAGUGGCAGUGAAUCAGAAAAUUCCAACAGAGAGCAUCGGAAGAAGAGAAACAG